UUUUUAUUAGUUGUUCUGCCGGCCAUCUUGUUUAAAAGCUGCUUGUUCACUGCUUCAAGAUGAAUCUUCCACCGCUGAGGCCCACAGACUCUCUGAAGAAGCCGGCGUCAAUGGAGCAUGGCGCCUAUGGUGUCCACGAUGUUAUGCUUCAUGGGUUUCCCAGUGUGAGGAACAGCCUCGCAAGCUCCCACCCGUUAGAAGAAUCGGAAAAAAGCUACGAGGAAAAUGCUAGAAAGAUGCAACUGGCGACGGCCCGAUCCAUUCAGGGACUUCAUGCCCCUCUGAAACUCAUGGUGGAAAGAAAAGCAGCUUUGCAGAUUGGCAGACUGCCGUUCUUGCCAAGUUCUAACACUAUGCUGGAAGCACUGGACGGUCGAGAUGAAACCAUCACAUUUGAAGACCUCUACAAUGAGUUCUCAGAGUCCGAAGUGUUGCGACCUCCUCAACUGGUAAUGGAGAAGCACUUGAACCUGCUCUGAACAUGGAAAGUUGCCUGUGUAAGCUUUUGCAAAUAAAUCCACUUUUGAGCGCACACAAA
This is a messenger RNA of Dermacentor silvarum, 538 nucleotides long. It is a transcript of the gene Pomp, whose product is annotated as proteasome maturation protein-like. Gene Ontology annotation, biological process: proteasome assembly. NCBI's taxonomy places the organism in Eukaryota, Metazoa, Arthropoda, Arachnida, Ixodida, Ixodidae. Gene Ontology annotation, cellular component: nucleus; cytoplasm. The transcript has 6 exons. The coding region runs from base 60 to 479 and encodes 139 amino acids. The record is from RefSeq and is a predicted model, not a curated record.